AUGUUUGCUCGAAAGGUUAAAAAUGGUGGGACUGGAUUCGACCAACGCCCAAGGACCGGACUGAACCGAAAUGCACAUAAGGUUUUAUAAGCAUUUUGUCGGCUGAUUCUGCUGUCUCUGAGGCUUGUCAUCUCUAGAAGCUAACGAAGAUGGUUCUACAAAACGAUAUUGAUCUGCUAAACCCACCAGCUGAGCUUGAGAAGAGGAAGCACAAACUCAAGCGUCUUGUUCAGUCCCCCAACUCUUUUUUCAUGGAUGUGAAGUGCCAAGGAUGCUUUAACAUUACGACGGUGUUCAGCCACUCGCAGACGGUUGUGGUGUGUGGAAACUGCCAGACUGUGCUGUGCCAACCCACAGGAGGAAAGGCUAGGCUCACUGAAGGUUGCUCUUUCAGGAAAAAGUGAAACAAGAUGGCUCCAGCAACUCUCAUCCUUUUAGUUUCUUUUAUGGUUUUUGGAUAAUAUCUUUUGAGCUAGUAUACUUUAUAUGUUGAUGACUUUAGUUCUAAACUAUGGAUCUUUAUGUUUUAAGUAAAAGUUCGUGAGCUUAUUCCUCCAA
Molecule: messenger RNA, 558 nt
Organism: Brassica napus (rape)
Lineage: Eukaryota; Viridiplantae; Streptophyta; Magnoliopsida; Brassicales; Brassicaceae
Product: 40S ribosomal protein S27-2
Exons: 5
Coding region: 150-404 (84 amino acids)
Biological process (GO): ribosomal small subunit assembly; translation
Cellular component (GO): ribosome; cytosolic small ribosomal subunit
Molecular function (GO): structural constituent of ribosome; RNA binding
Source: RefSeq, a predicted model, not a curated record